This is a messenger RNA of Trichechus manatus latirostris (Florida manatee), 2612 nucleotides long. Its product is annotated as membrane-spanning 4-domains subfamily A member 4A-like. Bases 221 to 1069 code for a protein of 282 amino acids. NCBI's taxonomy places the organism in Eukaryota, Metazoa, Chordata, Mammalia, Sirenia, Trichechidae. Gene Ontology annotation, cellular component: Golgi apparatus; plasma membrane. The transcript has 6 exons. The record is from RefSeq and is a predicted model, not a curated record.
UAAAAAAGGAAGUAGUUGUACUCAGAAAUUCUCAGCCUUUGGGGUUUAGAAAAACUUUUAGAAGAAGAGUGAAGAUCUAAAGCUGAGUGAGAUGUGGAGUUGGGUAAAGUGAAGGUAUCUGGACAGAAGACCCAAGAAGCACUUGCUCAGAGCCUCUUCCAGCACUCCUCAGACACACAGCAGACACCACAGGCUUGAAGAAAGCACCUUUUCUGCUGCCAUGACAACCCUGCAGGAACCGCAACAGAUCACACCAGGGGCUGGGCCUGGUGUACCCCAGAUGGGAAAGCCUGCUACUCUACACUCAUACCUGUGGAAAGGGAUGCCAGAGAAAUUCUUGAAAGGGGAACCCAAGGUCCUUGGGGUUGUCCAGAUCCUGAUUGCCUUGAUGAACCUCAGCUUGGGAAUAAUAAUGAUGUGUGUCUCUUUGCCAUUUAGUGUACCAAAUCCCAUUUCAGUAUACACUUGGUACCCAGUGUGGGGGUCAGUGAUGUUUAUUGUUUCAGGGUCCUUGUCAAUUGCAGCAGGAAAUAGAACUACACGAGGUCUGGUGCAAGGUAGCCUAGGAUUGAAUAUCACCAGCUCAGUCGUGGCUGCCAUAGGCAUCAUACUCACUGCGUUGAGCCUGACUAUUUUUUCAUCCAGCCACCCUUAUUGUGACUCUAAUCGGAUGCCAGAAAACUGUGCCAUGAUCUGGUCCAUGUUAAUGAAGGCAUCCAUAAGGUCUGCCUGGAAUCUGAAGCAGCAGGUAUCUUCUUACCUGGGCAUCUGCACUUUCAGCCCACAAGUCUGUGAGACCGUAUUUUGUGCUCAAUCCAAGAACCAGCACUCUGGGAGACAUAGGAAGGUAACCAUGUUCUUGCCUUCAGGGAACUCUAGUCUAGUCCUCCGGAGAGGAAAAUAUCAUCAUCACCAUAAUUAUCAUUCAUCGUCAUCUUCAUCCCAGCAGUUAGUUUUCCAAAGGGUCAGAGGAUUUACUUUGAAAUAUAAUUGUCAAAAGAGGUUAGAAGAUGGCGAGAUCUUUGUAGAUAAAUAUUUAGAUAGCACAUUACCUGGUUUCAUUGGGUAGAAGUACAUGAAACUUGCCAGUGAUCAAGUAUACUUGACCUAGAAAAACAGCAAUUCCAUGUGGCUCAAACUAAUACAUUUUUAUUUGCUACUUUUUGUUGAAAAUGCAGCCUGGCACUGGUUUUUGUAAACAAAGUUUUGUUAAAAUACAGCCUCAUUCAUUUGUUAACAUGUUGUGUCAGGCUGCUUUUGCACUAUAAGGGGAGAGUUGAGCAAUUGCAACAGAGACCUUAUAGCCUGCAAAGCUUUAAGUAUUUACUAUCUGGCCCCUUACAGAAAAAGUUUGCCAACCUCUGUUCUACCCCUCUAGAUGGUACGAUCCUUGAAGACAAGGAAAUUGUCUGUUUUUUCAUUUGCUCCAGUACCUUCGGUACCUACAACAAUGCUCAAAAUACAAAAGUUACUGAAUAAAUAUUUGUUCGAGGGAUGAGUGAAUAGAUAAUGAAGUAAUUAACACAAACACUCUUAGGUCCACUUGAUUCUGUAUUAUAUCCUGAGCCCCUCAUCCUUGGAUUCCUCCAGACCAGAGGGACUAUCUCUGUGCAAGGAGAGAAAGGAGAAAAUGAUUAGACCAAAAAAUCCCAGGCAAUAUUUUAGGAUAAGAUUAUUAGGAAUAAGAGUACUUCCCAAUGUCCCUCAAAUCUGAGUACGUGUUUUGGCUAAAGAUUGGAUCUAAAGCCAGUUCUCCUAGAGUAUGGAUUAGAGACAGAUUCAUUUGGUGUUCAUUACUACAUUGUUGUUGUGUGCCAUCAAGUUGAUUUCAACUCAUAGUGACCCUGUAGGGCAGAGUAGAACUGCCAAAUAGGGUUUCCAAGGAGCAGCUAGUGGAUUUGAACUACCACUUUUGGUUAGCAGCUGAGCUGUUAACCACUAUGCAACCAAGGCUCUAUUACUACAUUAGUUUCUAAUUACUUCUGCAAUAAAUUACCACAGACUUAGUUAAUUAAAACAAAACAAAUUUAUUACCUUUUGUUUCUGGGAGUUGAAGGCUGAAAUGGAUCUUACUGGGCUAACAUCAAGAUUUUAGCAGGGCUAUGUUGUCUCCAGAAGCUCUAGGGGAGAAUCUGGUUACUUGUCUUUUCCAUCUUCUAGAGGCUACCUGCAUUCCUUGACUCAUGGACCCUUACUCUAUCUUCAAAGCAAGCAGCGCAGUAUCUUCAAAUUGUUCUCUGAUUUCUUCCUCUUACUUCUACUUACAAGAAUGCUUAUAAAUUAAAUUUGACCCAUGGGGAUAAUUCAGGAUAAUCUCCCCAUCUCAAAGCAGCUGAUUAGCAGCCUUUGCCAUGUAAUUUAACAUAUUCACAGAUUCUGGGGAUUAAGACCUGGACCUCUUUGGGGGGAACAUUUUCAACCAACAAUGACUAAGCUAUGAGAUCAUAUCAUAAUGCCCACCUUAUGGAAUUUCUAGUGUUUGAAAGGACUAAGAUGACAAUGAUCUUUAUGAUCUGUUUCUCCUUUUUUAAAGUGCUUUCACAGUCUGUGCUAACAAUAGCACUGGAAUGUAGAGGACAGGGGAUUAAAAAAAAAAAAGCGUGACUAUUUUA